This is a messenger RNA of Suillus plorans, 1301 nucleotides long. RefSeq lists its product as uncharacterized. NCBI's taxonomy places the organism in Eukaryota, Fungi, Basidiomycota, Agaricomycetes, Boletales, Suillaceae. The record is from RefSeq and is a predicted model, not a curated record. The transcript is spliced from 5 exons. Bases 167 to 1060 code for a protein of 297 amino acids.
CCGAGUCUAUGAUGCGUUUGAACUAAUUAUGGACUGAAGUACCGUUACUCUCGCAAUUUCAAGUUAACGUUCAAGUUGUUGGUGAUGAAGUUCCGGUGGUGACCUGGCAAAACAAUCAGGCAAUCCUUGACAUUGCAACACCGACGUUCCUGUAUAUCCACAAAAGAUGUCUUCGAGUACUUUCGGAGAAUGGUUACUUAUUCACUACGCGUCGAUUAAGAGCCGAUCGCCAAACGAAGGUCGUAGACGAUGGAAGCUUCAGGUCGCACAGAAGUUCUGGGCUUCGAGCGAAAAAACGUUGUCAUCUACCACUGCCGUCGGUACUGAUGGCGAUGCGGAAUUCCACAUGGAUAGUGAUCCUUUUGACGAAGCGUCGACUAACAGAGAAGAGCUGGGGAUCUUGUUGCGAACUGAUUUUUCCGAUGAGGCUGCUUGGUUGGCUUUCUGCAGUCGAUUGCAAGAAGGAGAGAAGGAGUUUGCAGAUAGCCCUUUGGAAGAAGAUGACAUGACGAUGGACGAUCAACUUGAGCCCAACAAAGCAAGUCCGGGUGGUACCGCUGCAACUACUACGACAGCCAGCCAUGAAUCUGAUGAUGACUCGGAGAACUCACUCAGUGCAAUCUUUCACAUCAUCAAUCCGUCUUUAUCCCAGGAACGUGCUCUGCUAACCAACAUCUCAAAUCUUGCGGCGCUUCGCCUCUUUAAUGAUGUGGAUGUUCGACAAGCCCCCACUCCUCCACCAGAUACCAAACGCAUCAGGCCCCCAAACAGAUUAGUUGACUCAGGUGGCUGGCAGGAGGUCUAUGUGGGAAAGAACUUGUGGAUAUACGAUGCGAAGUCCAACAGCGAUCAAUGCGUGCGAGUGGUUAGUCAGAGCAGCUCGGACAUGUAUGGGACAGCAACGGCCGACAGCUGGAGAGCUAGGGUAUCUCACAUCUGCGAAUUGCAAGUAAACCUGUCUUCUGGCGCGAUGAAGAUCGAUUUUGGAGGCCUAGAUCGGUGGGAUUACGCGGAACGUCAACGAAACAUGCGGGAAGCUGAGACUCCAGGAGUUUUGUGAAUGUUCAUUAAGCCAUAGAUUCUACCAGGAAUUGAGAAAUGCAAUGUUUUUUUUGAGAUGCAAGCAGCCUGCUACAGUAAAAACGAUGCGUAGGGUAAACCUCAAUCUGUCCUCCACCACGCGACUUCCCCGGAAGAUUUUAAGAAGUGACAGUCCAGACACGAACAAGGUUGUCAGUGAAUCCACCAAACAACCGAGUAAAGGUGCUUGCCCUCGUUCAGGUCCCAAAGCAUGGUAAUGC